Messenger RNA from Castor canadensis (American beaver), 676 nucleotides. RefSeq names its product LKAAEAR motif containing 1 (gene Lkaaear1). The record is from RefSeq and is a predicted model, not a curated record. Lineage: Eukaryota; Metazoa; Chordata; Mammalia; Rodentia; Castoridae.
AUGCCGCCUCCGCCGGCGAAGGGCGCGGCUCGGGAUCGGGCCGGGAAACGCACGCCGGGAGCCGGGCCCGGUGAGAAACGCACGCGAGGCAAGCCCCCGAUGGAGCCCCCUCGGCCGGGCUGGGCCCUGACGCUGCAAGGGCUGGCGAGCUUGCCCCCCACGCAGCGCCGCCGCCACCUGCUGUUUGGCGACCUGCUUGAGGACGUGGGCGCGGCCGCCUCCAUUUUCCCCAGCGGGUUGGUGGAGGUGCCGUACCGCAUGCCAGACCCCGGCAUCUGGACGCAGUCACGCGAACUGCCGGCAGAACGCCAGAACCGACUGCUGGGAGUCCUCAGGGCAGCUGAGGCCCGCGGCCGAGUCCGCGCCCUGCGGCUGCGCUACACUCGCAUGCGGGCAGAGGAAAUCGCGCUCCUGAUCCAGCGUCAGGACUCCGCGCGCGCCGCCAUGCGACUCGAGCUGUUCCUGCCACCACAGCUGAAGCCCACGCGGAUCCCAGACCCUCUGAACCGGCAAGAGCGGAGGCGCGUGGAGACCAUCCUGGAAGAGGCCGUGGAUGACAGAAUCUUCCCGCGAUGACAGCGACAUAGGCGUGCGGCUGUGCCCCACCCUAACAUAUAAAGUUCUUUUUCCAGGGCUCUUUGGUCUUCCCUGUCAUUCUUCCCUACGCCCCAGAAGG